Elaeis guineensis (African oil palm) is the source of this 543-nucleotide messenger RNA. The record is from RefSeq and is a predicted model, not a curated record. Lineage: Eukaryota; Viridiplantae; Streptophyta; Magnoliopsida; Arecales; Arecaceae.
CCGAGCUUUGUUUGAAGCCCGACAGACAGCUUCAUGGGUUCCCUUAGCUUGAGCCUUUCAACCGUCAGCAAUGGCACCACCACGCCAAGGUCUCCACCUUCCCUUGGAAAGAUGGUUACAGUGCUGAGCAUAGAUGGCGGGGGUGUGAGAGGCAUCAUCCCAGGAACUAUCCUUGCCUUCCUCGAAUCCAAGCUUCAGGAGCUUGAUGGAGAGGAUGCGAGACUUGCGGAUUACUUUGAUAUUAUUGCUGGAACAAGCACUUGUGGGUUGGUGACCGCCAUGCUCGCUGCUCCAGAUGAGAAUAAUCGUCCACUCUUCACGGUGAAGGAAAUCAAUGACUUCUACCUUCAAAAUUAUCCAAAGAUUUUUCCCAAGAGUGGCAAGGGAAUUUUAGGAUCAGUGGCGAGCUUAUUUGGCAGCAUCACGGGUCCAAAGUACGACGGCAAGUAUCUCCACUCCAAAGUAGAGCAAUUGCUUGGUGGGACUAGACUCCAUCAGACUUUAACAAAUGUAGUUAUUCCCACUUUUGACAUCAAGCUUCUU